Ficedula albicollis (Collared flycatcher) is the source of this 3217-nucleotide messenger RNA. It is a transcript of the gene TERB1, whose product is annotated as coiled-coil domain containing 79. The record is from RefSeq and is a predicted model, not a curated record. Lineage: Eukaryota; Metazoa; Chordata; Aves; Passeriformes; Muscicapidae. The transcript is spliced from 19 exons. Gene Ontology annotation, biological process: homologous chromosome pairing at meiosis; meiotic attachment of telomere to nuclear envelope. The coding region runs from base 41 to 2485 and encodes 814 amino acids.
CGCCGCCGGAUCACAGAACAAGAACAGAGAUAAACCAAAAAUGAACACUCAAAAGGUGCAGAAAAAUCAGUGUGAUAUGAAAACAGAUCUGAACUUACUGCUUGAAUGCCUUAAAUAUCAGAUGGACUGCCCUCUGUCUCAGAAGGAGGCUUUGAUCACUAUCUAUUCCAUUUGCCAACAAAACAGUGAAGCAAGCGAAUACUUUCGAGAAAUUGGUGGUUUGAUGUUUAUAAAUGACCUUGCCAAGUCGAGUGUUCAUUGCAUUGUAAAGGAAGCAGCUUUAUUUACAUUGGGGAUUAUUAUAGAGAGUAAUGUGUAUUGUCAACAGACUUUGUGUACCUCUGCAUUGUUUGAAGACCUAAUUUUAUUUUUAAUUAACAAGGAUUCUAGUGUGAACUUGAAAAGAAUGGCUGUUUAUGUCGUCUUAGUACUGGUUUCAAAUAAUAAAAAUGGGCAAACCUAUGUCAGAGAUACAGGCUGCAUCAGCCUGCUGCUGCAGUUAUUCAGAACAACUCUCUCCACCUCUGAGAAGAAUCUGUCAGAUGAAAACACUGAUCCCUGCUAUCAGCUCUGGUCCUCAGUGUGCAGCACUCUCUGUGCCUGUGUCAACAACCCCCAGAAUGAAGAUAAUCAAAACAUUUGCUGUUCAGUUUUUCCCUAUGCCAAAGAGUGUCUCGAGAGUUGCACAGUGCCUUGGAUAGUUCGUCCCAUUUGUUCAUUUCUUGGUCUCACGGUUGCAAAUAACUCAUAUGUGCAGAAAUAUUUUGUUUCUAUUGGAGGAUUGGAUACAUUAGCCAAAGUUCUCCUUGAGCUUAUGCAUGAUUCCUCUUUGAGUCUCUCCAGCAUGAAACUUGCCGUGGUAGUAACAAAGACUCUGGAUGCCUGCAUUACUAAUAACUCUGCCAUGGGUGUUGUCUUGGCAAAGUAUCACACUGUGUCAGAGCUGCUGAAGCUGCUGUCCAAUGAGACACUGAGCACAGGAGAAAAAAUCAGUAUUAUUCUAACAAUUGGACACUGUACUGAAGUUUGUGAAGAAAACCAGUGUGAUCUGCUUCAGAACAAUGGUCUGCCACUUAUGAUUCAGGUAUUGACAGAAUCUCAGGACGAGGAACUCAUCAAAGCUGCAACUUUUGUGCUGCAGAACUGCAAACAAAUGACUGAACAGUUGUCUCUGAAAUUAUAUGAUAACUCAUUAAAUGUGAACAGUGCAGAAGAAUUGGAUAUGCCAGUCAGAAAAAGUUGUCUACAAGACUACUGGAAGAAAGCAGAAGAAAUUUCACACAGAAUAAACUCACUUGAAAAAGAGCAUGAUGAGGAAAGAGUGCAAGGAGAAAUAUUUGGAUCUUCAGUAGCCAAUUCUGAAGCAUUAAAAUCCCAGGACGUGAAUCCUGCUGAUCCAAAGAAGUACACAGAAAGAACACAGAAAGAUGUUUGCUGUCCACAGUUGACCUCAAAGUUGAAUAAUCAGGUUCUUGCUCCAUCUGUAAUUUCUGCUCCACAAAAAAGUGAAACAGGGAACACUAUGGAUGCAGCUUCUACCAGACAAACUGAACAGAGGAACAUUCCACGUUCAGUCACUGAACUGCAAACAGAUAGUGUACCUCAAAGUCACAAUAUAAAUGGAAAAACUGCUUGUGGAAAAAAACAGUCUGGUCUUGAAGCAGGUGAACAGUUAUGUAAACAAGCAGCAGAGACUGUUAAAGAUAUGAAACAGACAUGCACAUCAGAUCAACAUUUAUUGUGCUCAGAGAAAACUGAGAGAGUCAAAAGUACUUCAGUAACAUCUUCAUCCCAGGAAAUGGCAGAUUUAAGGUGCUUAGGUUGCACAGCAGGACUGUCCUUGAACAGUAAAACUUUCACUGAGGUGUUGCAGAGUUGCCUGCACAGGUGUGAGCCCCACAGAGUCAUCCUGGAGGCUGAAGAAAGAUACCGAGGGGAACUCCUCAGGGCAACUGCUGGUAACAGCAGCAGAUCUGCAACUCACCAAGGCAUUCUUUUGACUCCAAAUAGAAAAGACAAAUCUAAGACUUCAAAGAGAGAUGAACAUAGUAGAAAUAUUAGGUGGACUAGCAACUAUAACUUGACACCUGCAUAUGAAAAGUCUUUACAAAAAAUCCAAGAUGCUAACCUGAAGAGACAGAGAGUCAAAGAGAUGUGCAGCCAGAAAUGUCAGAACUUAAAAGAAAAUUGCACACAUUCACUUGACAAAGAUGAGGGCAAUGAAAUGUGUUCCCUGGCCAUGAGCAUGCCACCUUUGAAAAAGAGAAGAGCCCGAAAAGAUUUCACAACUGAAGAAAUCAACUGGCUUUUGAAAGGAGUACAAAAAAUGGGGAACCACUGGAAUUUGAUUUUGUGGUCUUACCCUUUCCAGAAAGGACGGACAAGCGUUGAUCUUUCCAAGAAGUACUACAGGUUACAGGUGCAGGUACUCACCACUGAAUUUUCUACAGAUGGCAAAUGCUGUGAGCCCAGUUUUCAUCGUUAGCUCCUGAGCUGACUUGCAGAAAUAGAGGCUUUCAGAGUGUGCAGCCAUGGGAUUGUGCCUCGUGUCAGUGCAGUGCCCAUGAGAAUGGUCUCUGGUGUAAUUCCAUCAGAGCUGGUACUUGAAGAGGGAGAACUAAAGCAUGGAAAGACCAGAGAGCCUUGGAACCUGCCACUGCCACCUGACAGGGUACAAAGAGAAUGAGAGUGUCAUUCAGGACUCUGAAUUAAUCCCUGUGUUUUUCAUGGAGUUGGUCUCCUCUCUGCUCAGCCUCUGUUGUGAUGCUGGUCUGUGAGAGCCUCUGCAGCAGUUUGCCAGUGGUUAAUCCAUGCAUCCCUCACACAGGGAGCAUUGCUCCUGUGCUUUGAAGACUGUGGGAACAAUUAAGUGACAAGCCUUUGUCUACUGAAAGCUGGUCUGUAAUUGUGCAGUGGUUUGGGGCAACAUUUAUCUUGAUAUUUUCUCUUUUAUCUCCAUUUUAUAGAUUAAAAAAGCCCACAAAGGACAUCAAUAACAUCAUCUGACGGUGCUUUGGAUUUCAUUGCAGAAUGUUCAAGAACAGCCUUUGUAACAGUGAGGUAUUGCCAGAACAGCUUGAGUCCUUGGAGAAGUUAGGUUGGCUUGAACUCCUGUUUUUCAGUGACAACUGACAGAAUUGUUAUGCAUUGUAAAUUUAAUUUACCAUAACUUGACAAUUUCUUUAAGUAAUUCUAUCAUAGGCAACAAAAUCUCUAU